Rotaria sordida is the source of this 1481-nucleotide messenger RNA. NCBI's taxonomy places the organism in Eukaryota, Metazoa, Rotifera, Eurotatoria, Philodinida, Philodinidae. The record is from the annotation of a GenBank genome assembly.
AUGUUUGGAACUACAUCAAAUGGAUCUUCAAUUCAAAUCGAUUGUAAAAAAAGAUUAUUUGAUGAAGAUGAUUCAAUCGAAAAAGAUCCAGAAAUUAUAGAAAUUAAACAAAGAAAUUCUGUUAAGAAACAAAAAAUAAUCUCAACACGUUAUCAUUGUCAAAUACCAAAUCAACCAUUUGUAGUAUUAACAAGUCAUCUGAAUGAACGAUAUUAUUUAUUAGUACGUGAUGAUGAUGAUGAUUGUUUCAAAUUUUCAUUAAAUAAUGGAAAUAAAACAAGUCUACUUAAAGUAUCAGUUGAUGAAAUGAUUGAAAAACGUGUUCGUCAAGAAUUAGAAGAACUUACAAAAUCAAUAGAUAAACGAUCAACAGUUAUCAUUGAAAAUGAAGAUGAAUCAACUUUGUCAAUUGUUGAUGAAUAUACAGAUGAAUUAUGGGUUGAAAAAUUUGCACCACGUGCUUUUUGUGAUCUACUUAGUGAUAUAGUUAGUUCAAAUAACUAUGGAAUAAUAAAUAAAAAAACUUAUCCAUCUGAUAUUCAAUUUGAAUUAGAUGCUUAUAAACGACCACAACAAAAAAUUGCUUUACUCUGUGGUUCACCAGGAGCUGGAAAAACAACUCUUGCACAUGUUGUUGCUCGACAUGCAGGAUAUAAUGUUAUUGAAAUGAAUGCAAGUGAUGAUCGAAGUAUAGAAUUAUUUCGUACACGACUUGAAACAGCAACACAAAUGAGAGAAGUAUUAAGUAAAGAUUAUAAACCAAAUUGUCUUCUAAUUGAUGAAAUUGAUGGAGCACCAGCGCCAUCGAUACAAUUACUUGUUGAUUUAAUUACUCGCACACCGGCUGAUCAACAACAAGCAAGUAGUAAAACAAAGAAAAAUAAUUCAUUUAUUCUUCUUCGACCAGUUAUUUGUAUUUGUAAUGAUUUAUAUGUACCAGCUUUAAAACCUCUUCGUCAAAUAGCUCUUAUACUUAAUUUUCCACGUAUUGAACAAACUAUACUUGCUAAACGUUUAUUAACAAUUUCUGAACAAUUAAAUAUUCAAAGUGAUUUAAUUACAUUGAAUAGUUUAUGUGUAAAAGCGGCAUGUGAUAUUCGAUCAUGUCUUCAUUUUAUGCAAUUUAUUGUUACUCAAAAAGAUCGAAUAAUAACAAAAAAAAUGAUUGAAACUACAACUGUACUUGGAGUUAAAGAUGCACAAAAAAGUUUAUUUGAAAUAUGGACUGAAAUCUUACAAAUACCACCAUCAAAAAAAACACAAUUAACACUUCAAUUAGAUGAUCCACUUAAACGUUCAGGCAAAGUACCAUUAGCAAGGCGUUUACAACUACUCGAUUUAGUCUCAAAUUUAGGAAAUUAUGAUCGAAUCUACGAUGGCCUAUUCGAAUAUUAUCUAACACUUCAUUUUCAUGAUCCUAAAUUAACUUCUAUCGAUUAUGCUAAUAGUUGGUUAUUAUUCUAUGAUAUAAUUAAUAAAGA